Messenger RNA from Gongylonema pulchrum, 552 nucleotides. NCBI's taxonomy places the organism in Eukaryota, Metazoa, Nematoda, Chromadorea, Rhabditida, Gongylonematidae. The record is from the annotation of a GenBank genome assembly.
UUAAUUUCCUUUUUAAUCAGAUAUUUUUAGAGGACGGAAAAGAUGCUUCUGUUGUAAUAACCAAAUAAUUUACAUUCACAUUAAUGAUAAAUCGAAUAAGCUGAAAUGCAGUAAAAAUGUCCUGAUUCAGAUACCACCAGUGCGAUUGAUAGAAGGCACUGAGCGACGGAUGGCUGAGGCGGAAGUGAAUCUGAAAGCAACAUACGCUAAAGUUGAAGUGAGAGACAAAGGAACUGGCCUCUACACUGUAGAUGGUUAUGGCCUUGAAUAUUUUCGAUCAUUACAAGCAAGGGAAAUUUUUAUGACACCAUUGAUCGUAACGGAUCUGCUGGGAGAAGUGGAUAUAAUUGGUAACAUCACAGAUGGCCCAGGCGGUGCCUCGGUUAUACCUCGAAUUAUCCGUCAAGGCGCAUCUCUGUGUAUUGCCGCACUGUUUCCUGAGCAUUUCGACAAACUACGACUAGCUGGUUUGCUAACUCAUGAUCCGAGAACACGUGAACGGUGCAAGAUCAACCAAAAAGGUGCACGCGCCAAGUGGAUAUGUUCCUAAAG